Messenger RNA from Rotaria sordida, 781 nucleotides. NCBI's taxonomy places the organism in Eukaryota, Metazoa, Rotifera, Eurotatoria, Philodinida, Philodinidae. The record is from the annotation of a GenBank genome assembly.
UGUAAAAAAUAAUAUUCUUCUAUGUUUAGAACAAUUACGAAAAGAUGUAUCUCGAACAUAUUCAAAUGAAUUAGAAGAAAAAGAACGAGCACAUAGCAAAGAAUUAGCUGCUAUUCGUCUACAAUUAGAUCGUGCUCUUGAAUUAACUAAAAUAAAAGAACGUGAAGCUGAUUUACGUAUUGAAGAUCUUACUAGUGAUCUUAAUAUAAAACAAUCACGGAUUGAUAAUUGUCUACGAGAUUUAAAUGAACUUCAAGAACAAAUUGAACAAUUCCGUCAUGAUAUUGAUAUGCGUAGUAAAGAAUUGCAACGUGUUCGAAAUGAAACACAAAAAGAGAUGAAACAUCGUGAAGAAAAAUUACGUAAUGAAAAUGAAGAAAAAAUUCGUGAUCUUGUACGAACACAUGAUAAUGAACAAAAACAAUUAUUAGAUGAAUUUUCUAAAGCACAUGAAUUACUUAAAUUACGUAUCUCUGAACUUCAAUCAAAACUUGAUGAAGCUGAUGAACGAUAUCGUAAUCGUGAAUCAAGAUCAGAAGAUUUAGAAUUAAUGACUACACUUCAACAAACAAUUUGUUCUUAUCAAGAACAAUUAAAAAAGAUUCAUGAUGAAAAGAAAUAUCUUAAAAUGGAAUUAAUCAAUCGUGAAACAAACUUUAAUAAAGUUUUUACUAAUGCUCCAAAUUCCAGUGUCGGUGUUAUAAAUCCUUUAGCGUAUAAUACGAAAUUUGUAAGUUUUUUAUUUCAUAUUUUUUUGUAUAAUCAUGAAAAAAUUAUUUGA